GCAGCUAUGGUCAACACUAUGGUGUUCUUCACCAUUGCGGCCACUGGCGAGCCCUAGGGCCACGUCUCCUUCUAGCUGUUUGCAGACGAAGUUCCAAAGAGAGCACAAAACUUUCAUUUUCCAAGCACUGGAGAGAAAGGAUUUGAAUAUAAGGGUUCUUCCUUUCACAAAGUUAUUCCAGGAUUCAUGGGUCAGGGUGGUGACUUCACAGGCCAUAACGGCACUGGUGGCGGGUCCAUCUAUGGGGAGAAAUUUGAGGAUGAGAACUUCAUCCUGAAGCACACAGGUUCUGGCAUCCUGUCCUUGGCAAAUACUAGACCAAACACAAACGGUUCCCAGUUUUUUAUCUGCACUGCCAAGACUGAGGGGCUGGAUGGCAAGCAUGUGCUCUUUGGAAAGGUGAAAGAAGGCAUGAACAUCGUGGAAGCCAUGGAGCGUUUUGAGUCCAGGAAUGGUAAGACCAGCAAAAAGAUCUCAGUGUUCAACUGUGGACGACUCUAA
Molecule: messenger RNA, 501 nt
Organism: Psammomys obesus (fat sand rat)
Lineage: Eukaryota; Metazoa; Chordata; Mammalia; Rodentia; Muridae
Product: peptidyl-prolyl cis-trans isomerase A-like
Exons: 1
Biological process (GO): protein peptidyl-prolyl isomerization
Molecular function (GO): peptidyl-prolyl cis-trans isomerase activity
Source: RefSeq, a predicted model, not a curated record